Molecule: messenger RNA, 5257 nt
Organism: Haplochromis burtoni (Burton's mouthbrooder)
Lineage: Eukaryota; Metazoa; Chordata; Actinopteri; Cichliformes; Cichlidae
Product: potassium voltage-gated channel subfamily V member 2
Exons: 2
Coding region: 750-2297 (515 amino acids)
Biological process (GO): protein homooligomerization; potassium ion transmembrane transport
Cellular component (GO): membrane; voltage-gated potassium channel complex
Molecular function (GO): delayed rectifier potassium channel activity
Source: RefSeq, a predicted model, not a curated record
AAGCCUGCAGACCAGGAUCACCCGACAUAGGAACAGUUUCUUUCCCCUCACCAUCUCCCUCUUAAACAGUUGAACUGUCACACUGCUCACGCUGCCAGACUUCAACUGCACCUUAUGUACAUUCUGUAGUAUUCAUUCCAUUUCAUUUUAUCCUGUAUUUUAUGUGUAUAAAAUUUAGAUGCUGUGAUUUCAAUAUUAAUUUUAAAAAAAAUGACCACUGAGGGUGGCACAGUGGUGCAGUGUUUAGUAUUGUUGUCUCACGUCAAGGAGGUUCUGGUUUACACUUCCUGGUUGGCUGAGGCCUUACUGCGUGAGGUUUGCUUGUUUUCCCUGUACCUGCGUAGGUUCAAAAUCCUUAAAGCAACUUUGUUUACUAAUCCUGCCCUUCAUGCCCCUCCCUCCUAAAUAUACAACUACUUAAGGGCACUUGGAAGGGUCCCAAUGAGAUUAAAUGGAUAAAAUCCCUGCUGCUUGUCCUGAUCUUCUGGUCGUAAAGUCCAAUGUGUUGUCUUUGCUGUAACAAACAGAGGAAAUUCCUUCUGUCCCCUGACUUCCAGGAGUCACCAUAUCAGCCACAGCUGAGCCAUCAAACAGGAAAACCCCGUUUCCCCUGAGAUGUCAGAAGUGGCUGCAGGAUCAGAUAUUCGUGGAUUUACCAUGUGUUGAUUACACCCCUUUCAAGUCUUUCUUUUAAUGGUUGUUUUCCUCUUUUUGUUCUGUUGCAUUUCCUGUCUUGGACCACAGCUGAUAUGGCUUGCUCAGAGAACGCUCAGCUGCAAACAUGUUUGCAGAGCUCCUGCUAUAGUGUCAGCUCUCUCUCAAAGUGCACAAAGGAUAAUAAAACAUUCCCAUUUUCUCAGGAAAAAACAGCCAAAGCGUGGAGCUCACUGAAGAAUCUGGACUAUCCUGGGAUUAAAGAUGACUGCCCUAAAGGUGAGAAGACACCCAAACCCCAGCAAAACAUGAACUUAAAUGUAGGAGGGAAAGUGUUUUACAUUCCAAGAAUGUGUGCAGUUAGAUAUCCUAACACUCGAAUAGGUUCCUUAGCUCUCUGCCGGGACCAGGCAAAACUCCUCACCCUCUGUGAUGACUACUCUGUGUGCAGCAACGAGUUCUUCUUUGACCGGGAUCCUGCCUUCUUUCACCACAUCUGCCAUUUCUAUGCAACCGGAGUGCUUUGGAUCAUAGUGGAAAUGUGUCCCAUCAGCUUUGAGGAAGAAAUUGCAUACUGGGGCCUGAGCCUGAAGGACACACAGCUCUGCUGUUGGAUGGUGUUUCAGGAGAAGGUAGAUGAGUUGAAGGAGAACCUGAAGGUGGAAAGAGAACUAAUGGCUGAGGUCGAGGUAAAGUACAAUGAUGAGUAUUUCAAGGACAUGAUGUUUGGGGACGUUCGGAUGACUAUGUGGAACAUUGUGGAGAAUCCGUACUCGUCAACUCUUGCGAAGACUUUCACGCUGCUCUCUAACCUUUUCGUGCUCUUGUCCAUCGCUUCAAUGUGUCUCAACACUGUGGAAGAACUACAGUCGUACAGAAUCGAUGACAAAACCUACAUGGAGUGGGGAGAGAUCGUCACCAUUGUGUUCUUCACCUUUGAGUAUUUGAUUCGUCUCAUCACCACUCCUGACAUUGUAUUAUUUUUGAAGAGCGGACUUAACUUUGUGGACAUGGUUUCAGUCAUGCCUUAUUUUGUCCAGAUCAUCUUUGAAGCCUUUACUGACUCCGAGGAUGUGAGUGCACAGGAAGACCUCAGGGCCAUGGCCCGGGUCAGUAAGCUCAGCCACGUCCUCAAAAUUGUCAAGUUGCUGCGGAUCUUUCGGAUUUUGAAGCUAGCCCGCCACUCGACCGGCAUGAGGGCCUUUGCAUUUACUCUGCGGAGGUGCUACCAGGAGGCCUAUUGCAUUUUUCUCUUUAUCGCCUUGGGAAUCUUCACAUUCUCUGCUCUUCUGCAUUCAGCAGAAAGGGAAACCGAAGGCUCUCCCAUCAGCAGUAUCCCGUACGCCUGGUGGUGGGCAGCAGUCAGUAUCUCCACUGUGGGCUACGGGGAUGUGGUUCCUGUAACUAUCCUGGGCCGCAUCGUGGCCUUUGGAUGCAUUACUUUUGGGAUAAUCCUCAACGGCAUGCCGAUUUCUUUCCUGUUUAACAAGUUCUCUGAUUACUACAGCAAACUAAAGACCCAAGCUUACAAUUCUACCUCAGUCCAGCGCCGCUUUCAGCUUAAGAAGAGACUCAAGCGUAAAAUGGAUGCAUGGUUCCAUCCCUUUGAAGAAGAUGACACCACAGCCCAAUCCCCACGCUAAGUGCAUCUCAUACAUGACCACUGUGUACUGUGAACGUGCUGCAGCCUCAAGCUGCCUUCAAAAAUUAAAAUGUGGUGCAAAAAAAUUUAACCUAGCACAUGUGAACGAGGGCAGGAAGAGGAAGUGGAAAGUUUCUUUGUACUGAUGCAAUUUCAGGCCUGGUAGUUUCACAACUACCACAUGCACCACUGUUUCUUUUUCAUUGUGUAUGUAUCUUGUAUGUAAGUAAUUCAUGCGAUUGAAAAGGAGCCUGGAUGUCCAACCCAGGUAUUUUAACCUCAGGUGAAUCCAUCGUGAUGCUUAUCUUCCACCUGACACCAGUGAAUUAUAAAUAAUGAAUGCCUGCCAAUGACACCUUCUUUUUUAAGCAUGUGUCACAUGCGACUGUGACAUACCAAACAGGGCUAAAAGGGGUUUCUGGUUACCAUAUAGGUUACACUGUAGAUUUCCCCGCUAAAGCAAAAUUGUACUAAGGAAUAAUGACCUUGACACGAUGUUUUGGUGAAGGUCAAAUUAAACAUUUCUGGAUAAAAUGUGAGCAGGUUUUGACAUGUGCCAAGAGGAAAAUGUAUUCUCUCUGUUCCCAAAUGACUUGGGAUUAAUAAAAACAAAUGAAUACAACAAAACUUGCAUCUAUUAUGUUGCAGUAUGUUAGCCUCAAAGGUUAAGUAAUAAAUUACCAACAAUUUUUAAAAACUGUCCUUAAAAUAGAUGUUUAUUGAAAGAGAGUUGCAUUUUCUAUGCAGUUUCUUUACACUCAUGUCACUGCUUGAUGCCUGAUAAAAGAAAAUGUUUAUAUGGCCUUAUCUGAGCUCUGUACCAGGAAAAUAAAAGGUCAUUUUCACAUUUAAUGUCUGGGGGGAGGACUUCACAACAGUUCCUGUCAUUAGACUGGUGCUCCCAGUUCUUCACAGUGUUUACUGUAAACAUUUCUAUAUGUCACUUUUAUUUUGCCUUGUGUGUCCUGUGGAAAUUCCAUUUUUUUAAAGUCUUGAUGCAUGCUCAAUCAUAGCAAGUAAAAUAGUAAAAGAUAUAACAGCAAUGGGCUGUGAGAUCAGUUUCAAAUGCGUCCUAGCUGUUCCCGUACUCCUGACACACAAGGGAUCACUAAAGUGCUUAGGCAGCAGUUGUCCUUCUCUCCUGGAUACCUUGGAGCUUUCUUUUUGCCAAAGCUGGGAAGGCUUUGACAAAUGUUCAGCUGGGCCUACUCAGGGCCUUCUUGAUGUGAUGUUCUUCUGCUUUCCUGGCCACUCGGUCUGUGGGGAUGUAAUUUGCUCCGUGUUGUAGUGUCCUGAUGACACCCAGUUUAUGCUCCAAUGGAUGAUGAGAGUCAGACUGAUUACACUGAUCCAUGUGUGUUUACAGAACACAACACCUUCUCAAAAAAAUCCAAGGUGUUCUGGAUAUGGUGUUUAGAGCUGCCUGCUAACGGAUUGAGGAUUGAAGCCAGAAACUUUGACAUGUUAUAGGGGACCGAGUUGAUGAUACAGACAAUUGGUCUGUAUGUAAUUGGGGAGAUUUAAAGUUGAUACUUGCCCAUUAUAUUUAAAUGACUUUGAUAGUCUGCUGUAGGGGUAGACCCCACUAUUCCAUAAGAUAUCACUUCAUUUGGUGGAGUGCGCUGUUUAGUAUACAGGUCCGAAUUCUCCAGCAGGUAUUCACCCGAGUUGACAUCUGGUGACUAAAAAGCUGCAUAUCACCUUACAGCCACAUAUUUUUCCAGAUUCGUAGUCAACUGAGCUGUGCAUGGUUUCAGUCUUUAAAAGAGAUUACACAGCAUAUUACAUCAGGUAUUGCAAACUCACACAGAGCAUAAUACAUUCAGUCCUAGCACUGGUGACUUUUUAAUCCAUAUUUCACAGUGAAAUGCAGUUAGUCUGGUAAGAUUAAGCUUUAGAUUCUUCCCCUUCCCUGUCUUUCUCUUUCAUUUCUCCAAAUUGCUUUAGUGUCAUGACAGCAGAAACUAUAACCGCAUUUAUAUUUCCAUAUACUACAGCAGUAUUUUUAUGCUAUGCUUAACUCAGCACUUUUAACCCUUGACUAAAAAAACAAUCCCAAGGCCGAUGGCAACUAAACCUUGAGGUUCACGUUCUAUGUUUAGUUGUUAUGCUUCACGUAAACAUGUACAUUUCAGUGUAAAUAUGAACUGAAAUAUUUGUAAUUUUCUCACCCAAGUGCUAAAGGUUGAACACGCGAGGCAAACAUGCUCGAUCAAUUCAAAAUUGCAAAAUUAUUCAAUUAAAAAUCAUUCAACGUGUGGGGAUAGCAAAGUAGGACAGCCUCUGGGAUUAAACAUAAACUUGAAGGGGAACUUGGGAUCAGGUGUUUUCUGUCAGGAAUCAGCAGGGAGUGCGAACACUUUUAGUAUUCAACUCUUGAAGAUGUUUGACUUAUCAUUGUUGAUGCUUGGCAGCGUGGAAAAUGAGUUUUAAAAUGUACAAAAGGUCCUUGAAAGCGUUUGGAGUCCUUCUAGCCCCGGUCAAAAAACUGUGUGCAAAAUAGAGGAAAUUUAAGACCAUGAGCGCUUAAACAACGAAGGUCACUGGAAGAGUAAUAAUAGUCAUGGCAGCACUCCAACGAGGAAGAACAGGCUUUCAGAAAGAACUUCUUUUUAUUUUGGUUGAAAUUUACACAGAAGCAUGCCUGAAAAGUGUUGUAUAGACAGAAAAAACCAAAACAGAAAGAUGAAGAAAUAUUUUCACGAUAAAUCCGAAAGGGAUUAAAAAGCUUUUGAAGACAAAGUGCAGGGAAAUAUUUAAAUCUCAAGGCCAAGCCCUUAAAAGCAUUUUACCAUCCACGUGAGUUAAGGUCUUCUUGUUUUACUGUGGUGAUAUUUAGCUGUGUCCUACAGCGAAGUACUGUCUCUACAGAUACGACUAACCCUGCAAAUAGAGUUUUAACUAUAUUAAGUGUCCCAUUUCAAAUUCAAAUUCAAAUCAAAUUCAAAUUCAAAUUCUAUU